AUGAAAAGGCUGGACGAGGCUCCGGAGAAUGAAAGCCGAGGUGCGAUGAGCUGCGAGCGGGAAAAUCAAUGGGAGACGUCCCGUAAUGACGGCCCUCUUCUUGAUCAGCAAUGGAAACCAUGCCAGCGGUCCCGCGCUUUUGUCAAAGUAUGUCUGCUGAAGCUGAGGUGUGUCUUGGUGUCGGUGUGUGGGAUGGAGUGGUACGGCUACGCCGCCCUAGGCGUUGUGACCGCCUUCCUCAGUUUCCUCAUGGACCUGAGUGUGGCGAAGCUGCUGCGAGCUCAGCAGUGGCUCUACGUUAGGCUGGAGGGCCACGGCCUGCUGCAGUUCCUCUGCUGGACUCUGUACCCGGCCUCCCUUUGUGCCCUCGCAUCCUCCUUCUCCCACAGCGUGUGUCCCUUCUCCACAGGCUCUGGGGUACCAGAGGUGAGGGCCAUGCUGGCUGGUGUUGAAAUGCCUCACUACCUGUCCCUUACCAACAUGUUUGCCAAGUUCCUGGGCCUCAUCUGUACUUUGGCAGCUGGCAGCACUGUUUUCCUGGGCAAAGUGGGUCCGUUUGUGCAUCUCUCCACUAUGGUGGGAGCCUACCUGAGCCAUCUCUGCACUCUCAUACAAGGCAAUAAGGAGGACAAGGCUUCUGGGAAAAUGCUGGUUACAGCAGCUGCGGUGGGGGUAGCCAGCUGCUUCGGAGCCCCUAUCAGUGGUGUGUUGUUCAGUGUGGAGGUGAUGUGUUCUCACUUUGCCUUGAGGGAUUAUUGCCCGUGUUUCUUCUCGGCGGCCUGUGGGGCACUGACCUUCCGCCUGUUCUCAGUGUGGAGUGGAGACGGAGAGACUCUUCAGGCGCUGUUCAAGACUAAAUUCUCUGAAGCCUUGCCCUUCUACCCACUGGAGAUCCUGGUGUUUGCUUUGCUGGGACUGCUGUGUGGAGCCGUCAGCUGUUGCUACCUCUUCUGCCAUCGGUGGAUCCUGAACUUCACCAAAACAAACCCAUUCCUCACCAAGAUGCUGACAACAGAGAAGGGUCUGUACUCGGGCGUGGUGGUCUUCCUCCUUGCGUCUCUGACAUUUCCACACUCUGCUGGUCGAUACAUGGCUUCUGAGUACACUAUGAAGCAGCUCCUCACUUCCUUAUUGGACAGCAGGCAGUGGGGCUCUCCGGCCCACAAUGCCUCUGUGGGACAGGAGCCAGAGCCCUGGUCGGAGUGGGGUGCAUCAGGGAGUCCUGUCUUCGUCUCUUUGACCGUCUUUCUCCUCAUGAAGCUGUGGAUGACGGUCGCGGCCUGCACUCUGCCUCUGCCAGCCGGCUACGUCAUGCCAGUCUUUAUCUAUGGGGCAGCUGUGGGCCGUUUGGUGGGGGAAGGACUGGCCUAUGUGUCCUCCACCGGAGGGAAUCCAGGCCAGCAGUGGGCUUCUGUAAAUCCUGGGGGCUACGCACUGGCUGGUGCAGCAGCGUUCUCUGGCGCAGUAACACACACUUUGUCCCCAGCACUCCUGGCUCUAGAGUUAACCGGCCAGUUCAGCUACGCAGCACCCAUCCUCCUGGCCACCCUGCUGGCCAACGCCCUGGCUCGCUCGGGGAGUCGCCCUUCCUUUUAUGACGCCCUGUCCGUCAGCAAGAGGCUCCCGCACCUGCCCUCGCUACUGAAGGCCUGUCCUCGGCUUUCCUCUGCACCAAUCGGGCCGCUCCUCAAUCCUAAAGCAGCGCUGCUUCACAAAGCAGCCGGGCCGGCCGAGCUCCUGCAUGUUGCCAACGCCAGCACUGACCCAGAAAUCCCUGUGGUGGACUCACUUGAGUCACAGACCUUGCUGGGGUUCGUGCGCCGGGCAGACCUGCUAACGUUUCUGCAUCACAAUGGAGACCAGGCUCCGGCGAAACAUUUGGACGAGGCCUGUUGCCUUCAUGCGACCUCUGUUUUGUUAUCACCUCACAGCACCGUUCAGGAGGCUCAUGGCGUCCUCAGCCUGCUGGGAGCUCAGACUGUGUUUGUGGCAGACAGAGGGAGGCUGGCCGGGCUCGUCACAUGGUCAGAGAUGAAGAGAAUCUUAGAAGAACUGGCCAAGGAAAUCUAAGCUGCAAUGCAGAGGAGAAACACUCCCA
Messenger RNA from Myripristis murdjan (pinecone soldierfish), 2098 nucleotides. It is a transcript of the gene clcnk, whose product is annotated as chloride channel K. Gene Ontology annotation, biological process: transmembrane transport; chloride transport. The transcript is spliced from 19 exons. Gene Ontology annotation, cellular component: plasma membrane. NCBI's taxonomy places the organism in Eukaryota, Metazoa, Chordata, Actinopteri, Holocentriformes, Holocentridae. The record is from RefSeq and is a predicted model, not a curated record. Bases 1 to 2070 code for a protein of 689 amino acids. Gene Ontology annotation, molecular function: voltage-gated chloride channel activity.